GGUAAAAUUCCUGCUUCUCGCAAAAACCCUUCUAAACUCUCCUCUCUAAUCAUCAACGUUCAUGCUUCCUCUUCACAGUUGCAGACCCACCUCUCUCGCCUCGCCGUCGCCGCUCGCCGCCGUUGAUCGCCGCCGUCACUCGUCGUUUCUCUCUCGUUCGCAGUCACUUAGAUUUGCUCCUUCUUGCCAGUAGUCUCUCCUAUCUCACGAAAGCCUUCUUCUCCCUCUCUGUUAAAAUACCCAGCGGCGGCUCUCUCCUCUCGCAGCCAUCUUUCUUCCACCAUGCUUUCUCGUCUACUUCCUAAACCCUCCCAUUUCAAAUUACUCGCCUUGAUUUCCACUAAACCCCCACCUCAGAGUCCUAGUUUUCGCCUUCUUCCCCGAUUCUUCUCCACCAAUGACAAUGGAAGUAAUAACAAUAAGAGCAGUGGAAGCAGGGACCAACCGACGAGCAAUGUGUGGAAGCUUUCCCAGGAGAAUGAUGGAAAUUUCGACCAAUUAUUCACUCAGGACGUUGAAAACCUUGAUGGCAUUGCGGAGGAUGAUUCUGCUGCAGUCGACGACGAUUCGUGGGUGAGAUCGAAGGACGGGGAUCGGGGCGCCGAAGGGGACGUUUUUGCGAGCAUGGAGAAGGAAAUUCAAGGAAAUAAAGAUGGCGCUGGUGAUAACGAAUGGGUUACGGCGAAAAAAUACGAGCCGUGGAGCUUGGUGGAGGAAGAGAAGAGUGAUGUCUUUAACAUCGAGGAGUAUACAGUUGAAAUUGGUGAAUCUAGAGAUGAGAGUAGAGAAGUGGAUGGUGGGAGCAGUGAGGACGCUAAGAAGCUCGAAAAGGAGGAGCAGGAACUCACUGCCGUCCUUAAAGGUCCUAAUUGCACAUUUGGAGACCUCAUAGCUGCAUCAGGAAUCACGGAUGACAUGUUAGAUAGUUUGAUUGCUUUGAAAGAUUUGGAAGGAGUUGAGGGGUUGCCCCCUCUAACUGAAAUAGAGGAUAUGCGUUAUGAGAAAAAUACAAGAAAAUCCUCAAGAGCUGAAAUUGAGCGCCAGAAACAAGAAGAGGUUGCAAAAGCAAGAGUGAGACAGGUAGAUGACAAAGGAAGAGCAUAUGGCACGGGAAGAAGGAAAUGCAGCAUUGCCCGUGUAUGGAUUCAGCCAGGAGAUGGCAAGUUCAUAGUGAAUGAUAAAGAAUUUGAUGUCUAUUUUCCAAUGCUUGAUAGUCGGGCUGCUCUUCUUCGACCUUUCUCCGAGACCAAAACUUUAGGCCUUUGGGAUGUGACAUGUACUGUAAAAGGAGGUGGUACAUCAGGCCAAGUUGGAGCUGUUCAGUUGGGGAUCAGCAGAGCCUUGCAGAAUUGGGAACCCGAUCUCCGUCCUCCAUUGCGAGCUUCUGGUUUCUUGACGCGAGAUGCACGUGUCGUGGAACGGAAGAAGCCGGGAAAAGCGAAGGCAAGAAAGAGCUUCCAAUGGGUCAAGCGUUAGGGGGCAGGCAAUUCAGCAUCUACUUGUAUGGAACCUUCAACUUUCUUUCGUCUACAAUAAUUUGUCAAAAUUUUCAAAUAGGUUGGUUCCUGCAUCGUUUUUGUAACGUAGAACAACACAAUUUGUUUAUUCCAAAUACCUUGUUUGCUUUAGCUAUUGAAUUUACCAUUAAGCUAUGGAUUCUCUCUCAGACAUUAAAGCCCCUAUAAAUUUUUUUUAAA
Molecule: messenger RNA, 1697 nt
Organism: Momordica charantia (bitter melon)
Lineage: Eukaryota; Viridiplantae; Streptophyta; Magnoliopsida; Cucurbitales; Cucurbitaceae
Product: Ribosomal protein S5 domain 2-like superfamily protein
Biological process (GO): translation
Cellular component (GO): ribosome; cytosolic small ribosomal subunit
Molecular function (GO): structural constituent of ribosome; RNA binding
Source: RefSeq, a predicted model, not a curated record